GCGAAUUGGUUUCUGAAAUAUAUAUAUUUUUUUAAAUAGAACCUCUUGUUUCGGUUCGUGUUAGUGAUAUUCGUGCGUUGUUGAAGUUGACGAGAAGGAAAAAGUUACGUAUUUCGCAUAAAAAGUAAGAAUAAUAUAAAUUUGCGUUUAGAUAAGGCGGAUGCUUUGUUCCACUUGCGCAACGUUACAACGUGCUACGAUUUUCUUUUUUUUCUUUUUUUUUCUCUCUAUCAAUUUAGAAAAUGUACACUGUUUCCAAAGGGCCGAGCAAAAUUGUCGCUAAAACACGUAGAGGAAUUAGUCAAAAUCUCGAACGGCUGGAAACCCUUCGGGAUCUCACUCGUAAAACUUGUGAUUCUCAAGAAGACAACGAAAUCGUCGCGCACCCUCUACCAAAACCAGUUUUCAAUGUUAAUGGGAGAUCAAAGAUGUCGUCACAGAGACACAGAAUACAGGAAGUUAUAACACCGGAGCAUGAACAACUCAUCAAAUUUGUGUACGAAUCAUGGAGCCAAGUAGAAGAACGAGCGACGAGUGAGGAUUCGGCGGAUUCGGAGUGCGCGGAGACGAGAGGGGUUUUGGAGCGUUCUUCAAACUCUUCGCUGUAUUACAACGAUGGAGAACCAAACGAUGUGCUCCAAGACUUUAAGCCGUUCGAUCUCGAGUCAUGGUGGGGUAAAAGACUGUACAAUAACAUAACGAAAUCUCUGUGAGAAGUGUUUCGUACGUACGAGUUAAUCCUCGAUCAGCGAUCGUCGAUAAAGAAGAAAAAAAACGGAAAAGUCAUAUAUGAAAAAAGAAAGAAAAUAAGUAAAACAAAAUUGCCUCAUCGCCCGCCGUGCUCAAAGUCCAGUUGCUACACAGAGUGGAAGUGGUCGGUUCACGAGAGAGUCUGGAACGAGAAAAAAGAGAGGGAGGAGGGGAAGGAAGAGUCGAAGCAUCGAUGGCGAGUUUACCGAUUUCGUACUACGAGUGUACGCACAAUAUGAAUGAAUGGUCCCAACGUGCGUGUUUCGAGUAAAUGUACAUAUACACAAUAUUUACACAUUAACAAGAUACGCAAGAGAAUGCAAGAGAGCGAGAGUUAAAAAGAUAUUGACGAAAAUACGAAAUACGUCGUUAUACAGCAAUAAUUCAGUUGUUGCAGCAACUUUUUAAAAUGUGAACGCGAAGAGCGAAAGACGGAGAACGAGAGAGUGAGAAAGAAAAAAGGCUACCGAUUUUCAUAAUCCGGUAACGGUCGUGUGCUUGGUACAAUCCAAUGAGCAAUUUACUUUACCAUUUACAAUUUUAGUAUAAACAUUUGUAGACUGAUAUUUUUAAGAUUUUGUUGGCCGCUCGUAUACGGGCAAAUACCAUUGUUGAUCAAUUUAAAUCGGUGACAAAAAGUGAGCAAAAGAGUCGAUCGCCGCUUCCUUCCGUCUCGGACGGCCUCGUUGAAAAAAAAAAAAAAAAAAUAAAGAAUAAAAAAUAGUGUACAUAUAAUGCGUACGAAAUCUCCGGGUCUCUCCGCGUUGAGAUAAAUAAAAACGAAUUUCGCGAAUCGCGUUUCGCCACAUACGAAGUGAAACACGAUUUGCGAUUGUAGUCCUUGACGUAGUGCAAUAAAAAAUUCAAAAAAUAUGUUUAUAUAUAUUGAUAUAUACAUUGAUAUAUAGAUAUAUAUAAAUAUAUAUAAAAGAUUACUAAACACGGUGUAAUUGUUAUCAAACGCCCGUGUAUUGUUAUCAAGUAUAAAAAAAAAAUAUAUAUAUAUGAAAUCUUUGUACUAA
Messenger RNA from Venturia canescens, 1772 nucleotides. Its product is annotated as mapk-regulated corepressor-interacting protein 1. The transcript has 5 exons. Lineage: Eukaryota; Metazoa; Arthropoda; Insecta; Hymenoptera; Ichneumonidae. The record is from RefSeq and is a predicted model, not a curated record. The coding region runs from base 243 to 713 and encodes 156 amino acids.